Messenger RNA from Dermacentor albipictus, 952 nucleotides. RefSeq lists its product as uncharacterized. The record is from RefSeq and is a predicted model, not a curated record. NCBI's taxonomy places the organism in Eukaryota, Metazoa, Arthropoda, Arachnida, Ixodida, Ixodidae.
AUGGAGGUGGUGGGCCCCCCCCGAAAAAAAAUCCUGGGUACGUGCCUGGGCCUAGGGCUGGUAAACGUAGAGAUAAAACUCAAAGUUCACAGGUACCUUUUUUUCAAAAACCAAACUCAUCAUAUUAUACGUCAUUCUUUCAAACAAUUAGGAGGGGGGUACUUAAGCGAGUGGAUCGAAGGUGCCCAAGGAGUCCCACGAGCCCGCACUCUAAAAUUCUACAGGGAGGUGGAGCAGGCAGCUCGCUUCUUCGAGCAGCGUUUUUCUCAAGAGUAUCUAAAAAAUGUGAAACGGAAGAGUCUGUACUGGAACACUAUAGAUAUGCUAUUCCCACCACCCCUAUAUCGGUCUCGAGUUGGGAGCCAGCUGGAGUCUGACGUUUUCAAGCGUCUGCCAAAAUAUCCUGUAAAAACAGCGAUUAAGGAUUUCUUUGUUAGGUUACAUGUCGAAGUUCUACCUAUAAAAACAUGGCUACGUAACAAGGGUUUCUUCGUGCCGUGGUCAACGGACUGCCCUCUCUGUCCCCAUCCAGAAUCGUUGCAGCACGUAUUUUUGUUUUGUACAAAUGCAGUACUAUUUUGGCACAACAUACGAAUUGUGUUUGACGUGCAGAUAUACCCAAAUUGGGAUAACGUUAAAUAUCUGACACUGGAAGAUGACAAAAAUAACAGUGCUGAAACCCUGUUAUUGCUAGGUUUGUAUGCAAUUUGGAGAUCCCGAACUGAUUACGUCCUAGCACUAGAAAACGCAAAACCUGCGUGGACGCACUUUUGUGAUGCUUUUGCAUAUACAAGUUCGCUGCUGGGCGGCGAAGAUGAGUUUAGCAAGCGAUGGCAGGUGUGGCAGAAGCGCCUGCAGCAAAGAUGAAUACUCAUAUAGAUGUGCAAUUCGCAGUGUAUGUGUGUGUGUGUGUGUUAGAAAAGCUGUGAAGAAAGAACGCUUCCGUGCAUGG